GCUAUAAGAGGGACCGUAAGCCCUGACUGGCCCUCACAGCAAGCCUAGCAUAGAAGUCCACUCAUCUGCUAGACAGACCAGUGCUGCGCUCACAACCACUCGUCUGGCUGUUCUUCACCCAAGCAGCCCGAUUUCACCACGACGACUACACUUCAGAGAGGUGUCACUAACGCUAACAGCCCGCACACACGUUCUCAUACAUAACUUCUCAAAAUGAAUCUUGAGCCACCGAAACCUGAGAUCAAGUCAGCCACUCGUGUCAGCGGAGGCCCCGCCACCCCACGCAAGGGACCCCCCAAGUUCAAGCAGAGGCAGACCCGUCAGUUCAAAAGCAAGCCUCCAAAGAAGGGAGUCCAGGGCUUUGGAGAUGAUAUCCCUGGAAUGGAGGGCUUAGGCACAGACAUCACUGUCAUUUGCCCAUGGGAGGCCUUCAAUCACCUGGAGCUGCAUGAACUGGCCCAGUAUGGUAUCAUCUGAGCCUUCCCACAUCUCCCUGCAAUCCCCUGAGGAUUACAGACCACCUUCAUGCACUUCAAACCAUCUGCCUCAGGAUCCAUCUCCUAUCUUUAUGUGGAACUACUGAACCAUUAUGAACUGUAACAAACACAAAAAAAUGGAAAAAGAAAAAAAAAAUCCACAAAAAAAAACCCCUUCUCUUCCCAACUAUGGAUUCCUUCUCUGAUUCUUCAGCUCACACACAUCUGCUCAUGUUUAGGAUCUGUUGUUUUUAAAUCUCACCCCUUCACACUAGAUCUGCACUGUUAUCCAGCCACUCUUCACUUUCACUAUCAUUGUCUCUCUCCCUCCUUUUCUCUUCUUUCCUGUUCACCUUCAUGGACAAAACAACGAAACUUACGCAAGCAAGGCAGCCUCAAUUUGAGUUUAAGUGACAAACCCGUGAAGUGGGUGGGUUCCCAUUUCACGUGCUUCGGCACCUCUCUCGCCAUCUCAGAGGUUUUUCCAUCAAUGCCGAACCUAUAAAACACUAAACCUGAAUUCUGUAGAGAGCAGACACCAGCUUGCCAUUGCUGAGCGUAAUAUUUCGAAGGGAUAAACAUUAACCCUAGAACACUAACAUGAGUUUUGCAACACUAUCAUUCUCAUUUUCACAUGGGUGAAAAAUCACCAGACAUUAGUGUUCUCAGGUUAAUCAGAUAUCCCUCUAUUCCCUCUGGUUGAACAUUUAACUGCACCAGGACACAGAGAUCUUAACGUUUGUGGAAUGUGGAAGUCUUCGGGUAGUUGAUGCAUGUGAAGAACAACCUUUGAUCUUUUUACAACACAAACUAAGAAAUAAACCACUUCAGUCUGACUUUAGUAGAUUAUAAAUGUUCAGGAAACCAGUGUCUUCACUGCAACUACCAGUAGUGCAUGUGUCCAUCAUUUUCCUUCAUAUCUCUUCUUAUUUGUAUAUCUCCCAUGUGUAUCAGUGUAUAUGCAACUAUGUAUUUUAUGUUUAUUUCUAAUACUUUCACACAACACUGCUGUGCCCUGUGUGUGUGUAUAUUUGUGUUUUUAAGCUCAUUAUUUUAGCCUUCAUUUGUUGAUCUCACGUAGAGUAGGUUGUACAUUUUUCAUCGUUGUCCAUUAUUCAGUAUUAUGUUUAUUUCAUCUCUAUAGCCCUCUCUAUCAUCAUCAUCCUAUUGCCCCCUCAAACUUGUGUCUUUCAAAACAUUAUUCUAACUGAGAAAAUGCUGAGAAGCUUUGACGAUGUAAAGCUGGUGGAUGCACUGUAGUAGUGAAAGAUGGCAGAGGAAUGAAUGGGAUGGAUGUUUCAGUAGAGAUCUGAAGAGAUGUGUAAUGGAGCUUUGUCCUCUCUACAGGAUGAGGGAUAAAAAUAAAGCAUAAAAAGAGGAAAAUAAAAA
Molecule: messenger RNA, 1865 nt
Organism: Archocentrus centrarchus (flier cichlid)
Lineage: Eukaryota; Metazoa; Chordata; Actinopteri; Cichliformes; Cichlidae
Gene: pde6gb
Product: phosphodiesterase 6G, cGMP-specific, rod, gamma, paralog b
Exons: 4
Coding region: 214-477 (87 amino acids)
Biological process (GO): visual perception; positive regulation of epidermal growth factor receptor signaling pathway; positive regulation of G protein-coupled receptor signaling pathway
Cellular component (GO): photoreceptor outer segment membrane
Molecular function (GO): 3',5'-cyclic-nucleotide phosphodiesterase activity; cGMP binding
Source: RefSeq, a predicted model, not a curated record